AUGUAUUUUGAUAUUGGGAAAGAGAGAGAAGUCACGGAUAUCUCGCAUGUCAGUUUUUACGCUUUCUUCGAUCUUGCUCGAAGUCUAUCCCGUUUUGUCUCGAUCAUUUUCGAUCUUGAUCAUGACAGAAGUUCACAAACGGCUGGUGGAAGUGGAGUUAGAGGUAAUAGGAGGGGUAGAGGUGGUGGUAGAGGUGUUGGCAGAGGUGUUGGCAGAGGUGGUGGUAGAAGUGAUGGUAGAGGUGGUGGUAGAGGCCGUGGUAGAGGCCGUGGUAGAGGUGGUGGAAAUACUGGGCUAGCGGAAGGAAUUGAGGAGGUGAUGAUGAGGCCCCCGACUGGUGAACAAGAAAAACCACUCCCUGUCUCGAAGCCGGCAAAGGAGAGAAAGUGGAAAAUGGCCUCAUCCUCCAAGGGGCCUGAGCCUAUGAAUAAAGCGGCGUAUAUUCUGCCUCGAUCUGACGGGGUCCAAGAGGGGAAUUUAGUUGGAGUCCCUGAGCCAUAUGGAGCCAAAGGUACCUCACUUCGGGGUGAGAAGGCAUCGAAAAUGGCUGCGGAGGCCGAUCCCGAGGCUCCUCGAAAUGGGGAGAACUCCCCAAGUGACCCACUUAGGGCAAUAGAAAUCAGAGACUCCCCUUCUCUUCCUUCAUUCUCCGAAUAG
Molecule: messenger RNA, 657 nt
Organism: Nicotiana attenuata
Lineage: Eukaryota; Viridiplantae; Streptophyta; Magnoliopsida; Solanales; Solanaceae
Product: protein argonaute 2-like
Exons: 5
Coding region: 1-657 (218 amino acids)
Source: RefSeq, a predicted model, not a curated record